AUGGACACGGUGGCCUUGCAGAUAAAGGACUGUGACAAAGUGAAGGUUCAGUCCCUGACCGAUUCCACUGCCCCUCUUCAGGGUCCUGGAGCCCUGGGCAGCUCCCAGCUCGGUGAGGUCCCUCACGCCCUCCUCUCUCUCCCUGCAGACAUCAAAUACAUCGAGCUGACACCGGGCAGAGCCACGGGGCCCGACGUGCCACAGGGCUCCCCUAAACUGCUGGGCACCCCCUUCUCCAGAUCCCCCCAGCCCAGCAGCUUCCUGCCCCCCAAAGGGGCUCUCGGAGGCAAAUACAGCACCAGUGACAGCGUGGUUUUCUCGAGCCCAGCCGGACCCUCAAGCCCCCGCUCGGCCGCCCUGAGCUGCGGGAAAGCAUCCGAGAGCCCCGUGGCGCCCCUGCAGUGCCCGGCAGGACACACGGACACCGUCCCCUCCAGCCCCGGGGCYCUCGGCACCUCCCCGGGCGCUGAGCACUUGCUGAAGCCCGCACACGUGUUGAGGAGCCGGCAGAGGGGCAGUUGGGUGUCCCAGCUCUCCACGAGCCCCGGUUCUGACACCAGCUACAUSCUGGGCAGCAGCACCCACUCGCUCCUCAACGAGGACUCUGACGCUUCAGCCGCCGCCUGUGCGUCCCCCAGCAGCUCCCUGGGCAGCCCCUGCUCCCCUUCCUGUGCCCUCGUGUGCCACCCCAGGGACGCUCUCGGCCAGAGCUCCCCCCAGCCCAGGGCAGGCAGCUCCCCUGGCACCAGCAUCUCCCUGAGCCAGAAAGGCCAGGCCAGCAGCUGCCCCCCGUCCAUCCUCACCUCGGCGGCCGACAUCCCGGUGCUGCUGGUCAACGGGUGCCUGGAGCAAGGAGAUGGACCCCCCCGGCUGGCCAAAGCCCCCCCGAGCUGUGGCACAGAGCCCCCCCUGCCCGGCUGCAGCCCGGCCCCGAGGCUCGGGGGUCUGAACACGGCKGUGUCGGCGCCCGCGCUCAGCUGCGCCUCGGACAGUCCCCUGAAGGCUGGACAGCCCACCAUGAAGUUCGUGAUGGACACAUCGAAAUAYUGGUUCAAGCCAAGCAUCAGCAGGGACCGAGCCAUCCAGCUGCUGCGGGACAAGGAGCCAGGCGCCUUCGUCGUGCGGGACAGCACCUCGUACCGCGGCUCCUUCGGACUGGCCAUGAAGGUGCCCGGCCCUCCGGCUGGCAGCCAGACAGGMGAGGAGGGCAGUGACCUCAUCCGGCACUUCCUCAUCGAGUCCUCCACCAAAGGCGUUCACCUGAAAGGCGCCAGCGAGACGCUGUAUUUCGGGAGCCUCUCUGCCUUCGUCUACCAGCACUCCAUCACCCCGCUGGCGCUGCCCUGCAAGCUCAGCAUCCCCACCCGAGAUCUCGCUGACGGAGAGGACAGCCCUGACUGCGCCCCCGAAUCCCCGCUGUCCCUGGCCAAGAAAAACGCAGUGUGCAACGUCCUGUACCUCAACUCGGUGAACGUGGAGACUCUGACCGGAGCCCCGGCCAUCCUGAAGGGCAUCUCCUGCACCCUGGAGAUGGAAACACCACCCACRCCCACCCUGGUGCACUUCAGGGUGACGGAGCAGGGCGUCACGCUGACCGACGUGCAGAGGAAGUUGUUUUUCAGGCGACACUACCCCUUGGCUGCCAUCAGGUUCUGUGGGAUGGAUCCUGAGAACAGAAAGUGGCAGAAGUACUGCAAAUCCUCCAGAAUCUUCGGGUUUGUGGCCAAAAACCAGCCGGACUCGCAGAACCUCUGUCACCUGUUUGCCGAGUACGACACCGUGCAGCCRGUGUCACUUGUCAUCGACCUGAUCCGCCAGCUCCUGCCCAGCCCRUAGGGACAGAACCCUGGAAUGUUCAGGGUCGGCAGCUGCCACACACUGCUGAGCUUCUCCUGUUCCCCUUCUCCCGCUUCUGGGUUGCAUUUUGGCAACAGCAAGUUAUUUAGACUGGUUUUUUUUUACGCUCCAUCAGGAGUCUCAGCUAAAGACUUUCAGUUCUGGUGGGAUGAGAUGCUCCUCCGAGCCCCUCUGUGGGGCACUGGCUGCCCGAGGGAAGGGAUGGGAGCUGUGCUCCAUGCAGAACCGCUGCCCUUCACCUGGCACUGUCUGCUCUGAAGGACCCCCCCCAAAGCUCUGGCUGGGUUCUUACCGGGUGUUCUUGGGGUGUCCGGGCUCAUGGAGCUGAGCUGAGCUGAGCUGAGCUCCCACUGUUGAGGACUCAGCCCUGACCUCUCAGUGCUCCCGGAGGGCAGGCAAUGGGGAGGAAUCGCUCCCUGAGCAGCACAAAGAGGCAGCUUUGCAAAUCCAAGUGUAUAAAAUCACUAAACUCUGCUGGAAAGCUGCUUCCCUCAAGGAGCAAGCAGCAUCCAYAGGCAGGAAUGACAGAGCAGUGAGUUUCUCCCGGUGCUGGGAAAUUCUCCUGCCCUUUUAAGCAGCGCGGGGGUUACAGGCGGGCUCGACCUCCCGGCAUUGCGGAGAGCUGGGAAAUAAACGGUGACAUUUUCAUGACAGCGAAAGAUCGCGUUUUUUGGAAAUGACUUGCCUGAAUUGGGGCCGGCUUCUCAGAUGACGUGAAUUGGCAGGGCCUGRAGGAAGCCGGUGCCGCCGGGAUCUGCAGCAGCUGAAGGGUCAGCCCGUGCUGGAGCUCGGAGCAGAAAGCAGCUCCGAGGCCACCGGGUUGUUCUCUACCUUCGUUCUCACUUGGUGUGUCUGCGUUGGUUUAAUGUUGGCCCCCGUGUUAACAAACCCUCCCAGGGGUAUUUUUAGUGAAGCAAUAGAAUAUUUAUCCCACCACAGGCACCAAGGGGAUGGCAGCAGAGACACU
Molecule: messenger RNA, 2824 nt
Organism: Malurus melanocephalus (red-backed fairy wren)
Lineage: Eukaryota; Metazoa; Chordata; Aves; Passeriformes; Maluridae
Gene: TNS4
Product: tensin 4
Exons: 12
Coding region: 1-1836 (611 amino acids)
Molecular function (GO): protein binding
Source: RefSeq, a predicted model, not a curated record